This is a messenger RNA of Plasmodium malariae, 1533 nucleotides long. RefSeq names its product inner membrane complex protein 1h, putative (gene IMC1h). The record is from RefSeq and is a predicted model, not a curated record. The transcript has a single exon. Lineage: Eukaryota; Apicomplexa; Aconoidasida; Haemosporida; Plasmodiidae. Bases 1 to 1533 code for a protein of 510 amino acids.
AUGUCAAACCAAAAUAUACCUGAAUCGAAUAAAAGUUACGAAGAUGUCAAUGGAGACAUAAACUUUGACGAGCUAGCUAAUAAUAUGUUAGAAAAAAUCGAUAAACAAAUAUACGAAGAAGUGUCAGAAUUACAUACGAACUCCGGAAAUAUAAGUAAAAAUAAUGUGGUUACUACUAAUUUUAGCGGAGAACAAAAAAUAAAGGGAAACUUAAUAUUACCUGUAAUAAAAAAGGAACAAGUUGCAUCUAAUAUGGUAAGAGGAAUACAUGAAAAUACAAUGCAUGCAGGUUCGUAUCCUCGUCGAGUGAUGACAGCACUGGGACCUUUGCCUUUACCAGAUGAAUUUAAAAAAAAUAUUCCUGAAAAAUUUGUUGCAAAACCUAUAAUAGAAGAGAGAGAAAUAUAUGUUUCAAAAAAGGAAAGAAAACAAAGAGAGAUCGAAAUACCACAUGUAAAAUAUGAACAUACUUUUGAAAAAGUAAUGAAGCAAUUAAAUGUAAACAAGUUAGUACCAAGUGUUUCCGAAGUAAUUAAAGAAGUACCUAAAGAAGUUCUAAAACCAGUGAUAGAAGAAAAAAUAAUUGAAGUACCUCAAGGAGUAAAAUAUGUAGAAGUACCUGUAGAAGUUCCAUGUUUAUAUCCUCCCAAAAUUGUACCUAAGAUAGUAACACAAUAUGUAGAAAGAAUAGUACAGACAAUCAAACCAGUAGUACAAGAAAAAAUUAUUGAAGUACCUCAAACAGUAAUAAAACAAGUACCAAAAAUAAAAACAGUUGAAGUGCCAUAUUAUGUUCCAAGAUAUGUAGAAAAAAUAGUAGAAGUUCCAUUUAAACCUAAUGGGGAAAUGCCACAAUUAGGUACACAUAUUCCCUUCUCUGUUUCUGAAUCUUUUCCACCUUUAAAACCAACACAAUACCUAAGAGAUAAGGACAAUGGACAUAGCGAAUUUAAAAAUCAACAUUCUUUUUUAUCUCAAAUGAAUUGUUUUAAUAAAUUAUCAGAACUAAAUAUUAUGAACUGUUGUGAACCCAUAACAACAAAUAUAAGUAUGCCUCAAACAACUUUAAAACCUUUAGAUAAUAAUAAAAUGUCAACUAGUAAUGUUUCUGGUACUCCUAAAAAUCUUCCAAUAAAUUAUAAUUCUCUUUUUUUAAAUUCCGAUAAUGAUAAUAGGAAAAAUGAAAAUUUGUGUAAUCAAAUAGAAAAUUUCCCACAUGUACAUAAUUUACCUGACGGGUUAAGGUGGAAUUAUCCUGAUGGAUCUAUGAAUAGCUCAGUCACCACUCAUAAUAAUAUUCCUCCACUUGUUUUUACUUGUCCUCCAGAAAUUGGAAAAGUUACAUGUACAAAAAAAAAUAUCCAGCCUGAUAUUCUCACUAAGACAGGUGUUUAUGAAUUUGAUGGUUUUAAAAAAAAAGGAACCUCUCAAUCUCUCUUUCCUCCUUUAGCUCAUCAUGACCGAGUCCCCUUUUUACCUUCACCAGCUGUACCCGGAACUCCCGAUGUCAAAAAUAUUGAAGAAAAUAAUUGA